Molecule: messenger RNA, 766 nt
Organism: Tilletiaria anomala UBC 951
Lineage: Eukaryota; Fungi; Basidiomycota; Exobasidiomycetes; Georgefischeriales; Tilletiariaceae
Product: ribosomal protein 60S
Exons: 2
Biological process (GO): cytoplasmic translation; translational elongation
Cellular component (GO): ribosome; cytosolic large ribosomal subunit
Molecular function (GO): ribonucleoprotein complex binding; structural constituent of ribosome; protein kinase activator activity
Source: RefSeq, a predicted model, not a curated record
UCAUCAUCAAGCAAACGUCGUCACAAUGGCUUCCGCAGAGCUCGCCGCUACCUACGCCGCCCUCAUUCUGGCAGAUGAGGAGAUUGAGAUCACCGGUGAGAAGAUCACCCAGCUGACCACCGCUGCCAAGGUCGAGCUCGAGCCAAUCUGGGCCAACCUGCUCGCCAAGGCGCUCGAGGGCAAGAACGUCAAGGAGUUGCUCUCAAACGUUGGUGCCGGUGGCGCUGCCGCCCCGGUCGGUGCUGGCGCUGCUGCUGCUGGCGCACCGGCAGCUGCCGCCGAGGAGAAGAAGGAGGAGAAGAAGGAGGAGGAGAAGGAGGAGUCCGACGACGACAUGGGAUUCGGGCUGUUUGACUAAAUGUAGUCCGGACCGCUCAGCAUUCAAUUCACCCUUGCCUUUUACUCGCAUUUUGUCGGAUGCCAUCUCCCGCCUGGAAUCGGUUUGUAAAUAUCGGAGGCGUCGUGGCCAAAGGGGCUACGAUUGGUGGAAGAACUCUGAGCCGGGCGUGUAGAUUCACAGUUUCAGCUUGACCAUAUGGACGGGCGGGGCUGCCGCAGGCCAACUAUGCACCAUCAACGACCUUGCUACCCAUGCAAUUCACCCACCUCGGACACCCUAUCGCCGCGACGACUUUAAAGAUCUCUGCAUCCGCACCCAACGCGGACAGGUUACUUCUCGACACAUUCCGACUACUCCCGCCCUUCGCAACACCUUGUAAAGUAGACCUUUGCGGUUCAUGUCGACCAACAAUCUAUGGCACGAAAC